This is a messenger RNA of Brassica napus (rape), 1269 nucleotides long. Its product is annotated as UPF0725 protein At3g25080-like. The record is from RefSeq and is a predicted model, not a curated record. NCBI's taxonomy places the organism in Eukaryota, Viridiplantae, Streptophyta, Magnoliopsida, Brassicales, Brassicaceae. Bases 646 to 1098 code for a protein of 150 amino acids. The transcript is spliced from 3 exons.
AUAAUGGUUAUAUACAAAGGCGUGAGUAACCUAAAUAGCCCAUCGCCUAAGAUCGACAAACUGUAAACCGAAAUAGCUUGAGGAGGGAGACGGUAAUAAAGAUGUUCAUAAGCUAUUACAAUCUUGAAGCAUUUGAUCGCGAGUCGAGGGCCACUCAGAAACUAGUGGAGAAAUACGGUGUAAUUCUCUUUCAUCCUCUUUAUUUUUUUUAAUAAGAGAUUGAAUAUGGAUUUUGUUCACUGUUUUUUUGCAUCUGCUCAUGGGAUAUUAGAUAUUCAAUCUGAAAGGCUCUAGGAUUGAACUCUGUGUAAAUAGAUGUACUAAAGAUCAUCUUUGUCCUCGCUUAGUCUGCUUGUAUGCUAAGAUGGGCCUUCAUCGUUACAAUUUGCUGCAGGUCAAAAACUCUUGUUUGUUUAUAUUUUUCUUGCUCUCUCUAUUGUGUUAAUGGUAAUGCUAGAUUUCAAUUUAUUUUUUCCCCUCUUUUAGGGCAGAGAGUUUAAGCUCAAAGGCGUACGGAAAUACAUUAAGACACUAGGUUCUGCUGCUGCCACUUAUUACAUCACUUUGUAUGCAAUUGACCAAGCUGGUGGCUCUUCGCGUCAGACUUUUCAGAUUCAAGUAUCGGAAGAGACUUGUGGCAAAUUUAUGCUGACAUGCGAUAUUGCAAGAAUUCGAGGGGAAUCUAAAAGUGACAAAGAAACGAUUCUUUUGGACAUUCGCUUGCCUGAGUGGCCGCCAGAGAAUCCUUUUGAAAGAUAUUGCCUUGCAAAAGAAGAGCUGAAAUCCAAUGACUGGAUUCGUCUAUAUUUGGAGCUUACUCUUGCCACAACUGAAGAUAGGUAUGGUGACUCCAAAUUCAAAUUGGACAUUGUGAACGUGGCUACAGAUUUGGUGCCUCCGGGACUCAAUGCCAAAAAUGCAACCUUCUACAUAAGGUACAAUGACUUAUCCAAGAUUGCGCUUGGUGAAGUUUCUGAUCACAUUGCUAUAGUUAGUAGAAGGUUCGAUGAGGAUACUGGAUGCUUCGUCUCAUGGGUCAGAGUCAUCAGAGUUCAGAAGUUUUUACCAGAAAACCUUCCGAUAAUUAUCAGGUUGUGAAUAGGACUGGACAAAUAAACCGAACCCGAUUCAAUAAACAAAGAUCUAGAACCUAGAAAAUAAUUAAUCAACAGAAAUCUAUACUAUUAUUUAAAAAGUGAUUUUGCUUAUUUGUCAUGUUUUCGUGAUUUUAGGUAAUUUUACUUAUUUUCAUGUUUGAUUAGUUUUUAU